Molecule: messenger RNA, 4017 nt
Organism: Centrocercus urophasianus (Greater sage-grouse)
Lineage: Eukaryota; Metazoa; Chordata; Aves; Galliformes; Phasianidae
Gene: NOL11
Product: nucleolar protein 11
Exons: 18
Coding region: 1-2169 (722 amino acids)
Biological process (GO): maturation of SSU-rRNA
Cellular component (GO): nucleus; nucleolus
Molecular function (GO): protein binding; RNA binding
Source: RefSeq, a predicted model, not a curated record
AUGGCGGCCCUGUGCGAGGCCUUCACGCUAUGCGGUUUGGGGCCCACCGGCGGCGUCGGCCUCGGUAGCGGCCUUCUGGCGCUGGAGCCGGGUGCUGAUCCCGACCACGUCCUGCUUACCGACCGCGGCAGGACGGCCACGCUUUUUAAGGUCUCAGAUCAGAAGCCACUGGGCUGUUGGUCAGUUAAACAUGGGCAGAUUAUCACGUGUCCAGUUGUAUGCAACUUUGAGACUCAUGAAUAUAUAGCUGUUCAUGAUAACAAGGUUUUACGAAUAUGGAAGGAUAAAGAUGUUAACUUGGACAAAGUAUUUAAAGCAACACUUUCAGCUGAGGUGUACAGAAUACAUUCGCUGCCCCAUGCGGAGCCAUUGGUGUUAUUCAGAGGAGGGGCUGUUCGAACUUUAGAUGUUCUUCUGGAAGCUCCACAACAAGAAAUUGAAAACGUCAUCUCAGAUGAAGUCAUCAAGUGGAGUGAAGCAUUACUGGAAGGUCAACAACCUGUCUUAAUUUUCGUUACAGAGAAAGAUGGGGAUUUUUUUGUCUACAUACAGAAACUUAAGAUGAGGAGUCUACAUAAAUACAAGCUUGAACAACAGGAAUUGUCUAAUCCGCUUUGUUUCACAGCAUAUAUAAAAAAGCAGAUUAUCACACUUCUGUGUUUAUACUCCAGUGACUCUGUAUAUAAAGUUCUGAUACCUCUACAGCAAAAUAGUGAAGAGGAAGAGCAAACUCUAUCCAAAUCACUACUACUAAACCUUUCAAUAUCUGGAAGUGCUCUAAAAGGAACUUCUUUUGUUAUUCUUGAUAAAGACCAUGUUGCAGUACUGGGAAGUCUAGCAGCAUCUGGUGAAGAAUCCAAAGAAUGCCUAACAAUAUGGAAUACAAAAUUUCAAACAUUACAAGCUUCAAAGGAACUGCCCCUGGGAACCAGUGGACAACUCUGGUGUUAUGGGGAAAAAUUUUUCUUCACUCAUGGAAAAGUGCUAACAGUAGUUAUAUACAAGUGUGAAACUUCAUCCUUGGCAGCUGCUGUGGGAAAACUGAAGGACAGUCAAACCUCUGAUCUUUCUUCAUUUGUAAACUGGAAUACUCUUGGAGAUGAAGAGCUCCUGGUUUCCUAUCAGUCACAGCAGUCUGUAGCUCUAAAGUCUGAAUCCAAAAUGACAUUAAGAUCAAAAAAGAGCGCCGUUGAGAGCAUGCAGCCAGAUGCCUCCACAAUUGGGUGGUUCUUACUAUGUAUAAAAGAUGCUUCCACAACUGCUGUUGAAGGUGAAUUGAGACAACUGUUGUCAAAAGCACAGAGACCAGAUUUUCAGGCCACCAUUGGAUGUGUAAUAAGUGCUCUAAUGAACAGGUGUAAAACAGAUCCAAUGUUCUACCCUCGAAACUUCCUGGUACAGAUGAUCCAGAAACGAGAGUUAUCUUACAGUUUGUGUCCAGACUUAAUGGCUGUUGCUUUAGAGAAAAAAGAUGUACAUCUCUUACAAAUCUGCUUACAACGGUUUCCAGAUAUUCCUGAAGAAAUUACUUAUGCUUGCUUGAAAGUAUUUUUAAGCAUUAGUGAUGAUUAUCUGGAAGGAACAGACGUGGAUCUAGAAUCUGUAAUCUCUUACAUUGAUAUUGAACCAAACAGUAAAGUUAAGACUGAAGUUGUAGAAAAUGGUUUCAGUACUGAACUGGAAGAAGAUGGUUGUGAUGUUAAAGGCAUGAAGGAAACCCAUAUGAUGGACAGUGUUGAAUUCUGCCCUGUUGGACCUCAUAAGGCAGCAUUAUUAAAUGCUGUUCUUCAUUCAGCUUACAGUGAAACGUUUCUUUUGCCCCAUCUGAAAGACCUUCCAGCUCAGCAAGCUGUUCUGUUUCUCAGGUAUUUGCACUACCUGUAUGUGAAAUGCAGUGAAAAAAUCAACACAACUCUUCCUGGAGUACUCCCUCCAACUAUAAGUCAGAUUAUGGAUUGGAUGUGCCUAUUACUUGAUGCUCACUUCACAGUUAUGGUGAUGCUACCAGAAGCAAAAAGAUUGCUUUCAAGCAUGCAUAAGUUUGUGAGAGCCCAAGUACGAUUCUACUCUGAACUUAACAAAAUCGAAGGAAGUUUGCAAGAACUGCAAAGAAUUAAAUGCCAGGAAAACUCUCAGGCAUAUUCUAUUGAAGUGCUGGAACUUAUUUGAAUAUGAAAUGAAUUAUUAACCAACUUGUUAUUGAUUCCUUUUAUGACAAGGAUGUAUUAGCACUCCAUAUUGGGGAUGUGAAAAGUUGAGUUUUGUGCACAGGGAGAACGCGGUUACUCAGUAGCUACGUGGGGGGUUGUGUAUUAAAAGCUCUUUUUUGACUGGAUGAUUUUCAUAUAUUUUCAUUGUAAUUUUGUUAUGCAGUCACAAGAAUAUCCUAAAAUUGUAUCUGAUUCUUGGCUGAGAAGUGAUAGGAUAUUUGUAAAAAGGUUUCAAGAAAUGUUUCAUCAAAUCAAUUGUCACUUCUAUUCCAUUUGCUUCUUUUUCACUUACAGGCAGUUGAAUUCUCAGAUUCUUCAGAGCUCUCUAAUCUUUGCUCCGGUUAGGAUCUAUAGAUACUCUGAGUUUGUUUCUUUUGUUCUCUAUUUUUAAGUUGAUUUUAUUCUCUAUAUAUACACACACAUUCAUAUUUAUUAUUUUCUGAACAAGAACACUUAGCACCAAACUAAGAACAUUUUUACCUACAUUCUUGUCCAUUUCUUCUAAGUACUUUUUCAGAGUGAACAUCUCCAGUUAACCUCAUUCAUACUGCUUGUUCUGUACAGCUUGGAUUCUAGCAUUCCAAAAUGUCAUAGCUUUCUGAAUGCAAGGUUUGCUGAAGGUACUGCUGAUAUAAGCAACUGUGCAUUGUACUUCUGAUGAGGCACACACUUGAAACUGAUCUGUUACAAGCUACUUGUUGGACUAAAGGUCUGUCUGAAUGAAGGCUGAUCAGAGAUGCAAGAGAGAUACGGCACGUAAGCUUAAUGCUAGAUUUCUUAAGAUUUAAUAUAAAAUGAAUGUAACAAGCAGAAGCCUCCAGAGAAAAAUGAGUACAUCAAUAACUGUUCAGAAUAACAGAUAAAAUCUUAAUGACCUUUUAAAAUAAUAUUAAGUGAAUAUUAAUGUAUCAGCAUAUUUAUAUGCUUCAUAUUUUUCAUUGUAAUAAAUAAAAUGGUAGUUGAUAAUUUGAAUUAAUCAGCAAAAGUCAUAAGCCCUUGCUUCCUCACACUGACUUUAGUCUGCAGCUGAGCUCUAGUCUUUACCUUACAUAGCAACAACUUGGUGUCUGAUAAAUGCACGUGUAACUGACUAGAAUAGAAUACUUAAAUUCAGCACCUUUUACGAAGUGAUUUGGAGGAAAAAGAAUGGACAAAAGCAGCUCAGUAAUUUAAACAAGAGGAUUUGCUGAGUUGGUUAAGGCCAUGCCUUCCAGCUGUAAAUUCUUAGGUUCUUCAAUUCUUUCCUUUACCCUUGGAGAAAGGCACUUGCCUAGCUACCAGCCUGGAACAACUAGGCUGUACAUCUUCUGUGUACAUUUUGAGAGAACCUAUUUCUCCUCAUCUGUCUCAAGAAUAGAUGCAGUAUAGGGUAUCAUAUGUAAAAUUCUUCUUCCUUUGGUGUUCAACUCACUUAGAAAUGGGCUUUUUUUAAUUAUACCAAUAGACUGAUAUUUAUAGUCCUGACUCUGAAAGUUAACAUACCUCUCCAUGCAACCAUUUCUCCAGCUCUAGAAUUAGAGCUCUUUACUAAACAGGAUAUUAAGCACUUCUCGAUGACAACUAAUAAAUGAGAGGUCAUUAAGAGACACCGUGUUCUGGUUUACAGCAAAUGUUACUUGGCACCUUUGUCUGUUUCAAGUGAUCAAAAUCCUCUCUGCUUUAUAGAUGUUAACAGACGUAGUGCUAUGGGCUGUAUGUGGAUUUGUGCAGUACAUACACAACAAAGUAUUUCUUGAUUCACCCUGUAUAGGUGGCAGAACUCACAGAUGUUUCACAAUGUGAGACAGUAAAAUAACUUAUCCCCUUC